This is a messenger RNA of Paramuricea clavata, 390 nucleotides long. The record is from the annotation of a GenBank genome assembly. NCBI's taxonomy places the organism in Eukaryota, Metazoa, Cnidaria, Anthozoa, Malacalcyonacea, Plexauridae.
AUGCCACGAUCACGACAUACUAAUAUCAAUCAGAUAGGUGGCGGAGCUGGACGAUGGAAUGGCGAAGGUCGCGUGUAUCUUAUGCGUCAGAAGGCAAGACGAAAGGGGAAUUAUAAAAUUGGUUGCUCUGACGAUCCAACAAAACGUUUAAGAGAAAUACAAAAAACCGAAAGAAACAAAAAUAUCAAGCUACUUAGAUCUGUGAAAGCGAAUAAGAUGCGUGAUGCUGAAACAGCAGCCCAAGAAGCAGUGAAGAAACUUGGUCUGAAGAAAGAUAGUUCGCGAGGAAGAGCUACAGAUUGGUUCGAGGGUUCAUCAAGACACUCGCAGGAAGAAAUUGAAACGGUCAUACGUAAUGCCGUCUAUAGAAACAACCGUCAAAAUAAAUAA